AUGUCUUCAAAUCUUAUUUCUAUUCUUAUUCUUGUUGUAUUUGUCUCAACAACCUUGGCGUGAGUUAUUUCCAUCUGUUGAGUUUACAAAACAAAACUAUACUUCCAGUCAGUUUGGCUUUGGUGGUCCAAUGAUGGGUGGACCUAUGAUGGGCGGCCCAAUGAUGGGAGGAUAUGGCCGCCCGUAUGGUGGAUAUGGGGGAUACGGUAGACCAUACGGUGGUUAUGGUUAUCGUCCUGGUUUUGGCGGAUGGGGAAAGUGA
Caenorhabditis angaria is the source of this 262-nucleotide messenger RNA. The record is from the annotation of a GenBank genome assembly. Lineage: Eukaryota; Metazoa; Nematoda; Chromadorea; Rhabditida; Rhabditidae.